This is a messenger RNA of Carcharodon carcharias (great white shark), 948 nucleotides long. RefSeq names its product transmembrane protein 121-like. The transcript has a single exon. Bases 1 to 948 code for a protein of 315 amino acids. The record is from RefSeq and is a predicted model, not a curated record. Lineage: Eukaryota; Metazoa; Chordata; Chondrichthyes; Lamniformes; Lamnidae.
AUGGUCCCACCAGUCUGCAGCAGUAAACCCCAUGUCUGCCUCUCCACUGUGGUCAUUCUCAGCAGUAUGGCGAUCAUGGAUUGCUACUUGAUCCAACAGAGCCAGGGCCCCAGGAAGAUUGGAGUGGCUGUCAUGGUGACAGUGGGUGAUGCCUGCCUCCUGGUUGCCCUGCGCUAUGUGGCAGUGUUGGUUGGUGCUGAGGUACGGACAGCCAAGCGCGGCUACGCUAUGGUCCUCUGGUUCCUCUACAUCUUUGUCUUGGAGAUCAAGCUGUACUUUGUCUAUCAGAACUACAAGGCCGACCGCAGGAGCCUGGGCUUGUUGGCCAGGAAAGCCCUCACUCUGGUGCUCUCCAUCUGCGUGCCAGCUCUCUACCUGCUCCUGGUGGCUGUCGACCACAUGGAACAUCUGAAGGCCUUAAAAAAGAAAGAGGAGGUGAGGAACCGCCUCCUGUGGGUAGCAGUUGACCUGCUGGACGUGUUGGACAUUCAGGCCAACCUGUGGGAGCCCCAGAAGGAAGGCCUCCCGCUCUGGGCCGAGGGGCUGAUGUUCUUCUACUGUUACAUCCUGCUCCUGCUCCUGCCCUGUGUCUCCCUCAGCGAGAUCAGCAUGCAGGGCGUCCACAUCCUACCCCACAAGAUGAUGCUCUACCCCAUCCUCGGCUUCAUCACCAUCAAUGUCAUCACCAUCUUCAUCCGAGGGAGUAACCUCUUCUUCUUCUGCGAUGCCAGGACCUCAGGCGUCUUCAUGGGCAAGAACGUUCUCGCCAUCGCCCUCAAGGCCUGCAGCUUCGCCCAGUACCGGAGGCACCCACCUGACUUACCCCCGACCCCUGCGCCUGAGCUACAGCAGGACUCGAUGGCCCCUCACCCCUCUGGGACUGUCGCCACCCUCCACCCGAGGGAACAGACGCCAGCACUGCAGAGUCUGGCCAGCGACUGUACGUGA